AAGCCCCUGCACUACGGGACCCUGCUGGGCAGCAGAGCUUGUGCCACCAUGGCAGCAGCUGCCUGGGGCUCUGGGGUCCUUAAUUCCCUGCUGCACACUUCCAAUACUUUUUCACUGCCUCUCUGCCAUGGCAAUGCUGUGGAUCAGUUCUUCUGUGAAAUCCCCCAGAUCCUCAAGCUCUCCUGCUCACAGUCCUACCUCAAGGAAAUUUCACUUCUUGUAUUUAGUAUAUCUUUAGCAUCUGGGUGUUUUGUUUUCAUUCUUUUCUCCUAUGUGCAGGUUUUCAGGGCUGUGCUGAGGAUGCCCUCUGAGCAGGGACGGCACAAAGCCUUCUCCACGUGCCUCCCUCACCUGGCUGUGGUCUCCCUCUUUGUCAGCACUGCCACAUUUGCCUACCUGAAGCCCCCAUCACUUUCCUCCCCAUCCCUGGACCUGGUGGUGGCAGUGUUAUACACGGUGGUGCCUCCAGUCAUGAACCCCAUCAUCUACAGCAUGAGGAACCAGGAGAUCAAGCAAGCUCUCAGGAAACUCUUUGGACAUAUAUUGCUACGGCAUCAGUAAAAUGGAAAACUCAGACUGCCUUUAUUUCUUCUCUUUUGCCCUCA
Molecule: messenger RNA, 605 nt
Organism: Gallus gallus (chicken)
Lineage: Eukaryota; Metazoa; Chordata; Aves; Galliformes; Phasianidae
Product: olfactory receptor 14J1-like
Exons: 1
Biological process (GO): G protein-coupled receptor signaling pathway
Cellular component (GO): membrane
Molecular function (GO): olfactory receptor activity
Source: RefSeq, a predicted model, not a curated record